AUGCGUCGAGCCAUCGCAACAACCCCGGCCUUUGCCGCCUAUGCUAGCGCUCAGAGCACUACUUCUAUCGACAUUGAUGCCAUCUCUGUGGCUAUUCCCACAAGCGUCUACAACCUUUCAAUUGUCUACAUUACCGCAGAGGAUGCACCCGCCAUCACUGCAACCACUGUCGCUGUAACAGCAACCGCUUCAUCUGAUCCUCUUGCAACAAACGUCUUUGACUCGGCUGGCGAUGUCUCGGUCGCUUUGUCAUCUGCUUCUGUACAGGCCACUGCAAGUCCCACCGAUCUUUCGAAGCGCGCAGCUACCUGCGUCCCACAGCCAUCCGGCAUUACCCAUAACUCAUCUCCGGACACUGCAGCUGGGUUCGUUACUGAUACAUACUAUUCUGGGCAAGCAACUCUGGCAACCACUCCAUCUGGCUGGGUCCGAUCUUUCGCAGGCUUGAAUGCUUCCAAUUCUGCUGACCAGUACCUCGGAUUCACUCUUUUGUCAUCAUACGAUGUGGCGACCUGCACGAAUCAAGUGCUCCGCCAUCAAGGGCAGUGGCUCGGUCAACAUCUACUACUAGAGAGACCCGAGCUCCUCGACUGA
Aureobasidium vineae is the source of this 594-nucleotide messenger RNA. Lineage: Eukaryota; Fungi; Ascomycota; Dothideomycetes; Dothideales; Saccotheciaceae. The record is from the annotation of a GenBank genome assembly.